UAUAUCUACUGUACUGUCUGAUAUUUCCGUGUGUUCAACUUCAUCAGUUUUUUGUUAAAAAUGUAACAUUAGUGGUUGAUAAUUAACUACCAAAUACAAGAUGUGGCAGCCCGAUCCUGUCCACAAUGAGUUGGUCUCUAUUAUGAAUGAAUUAAUGAUGUCGUUGGAGGAGGAAAUUGACAAAUGUAUGGCGUUCUCGGUCUCCUCAACACAAUACAGUACAGGCAUUGAUGCAGGAGAGACAGGGGAAAUUGAAAGAGAAUCCAAGUUGGAGGUAAAAGUCGAGUUGACAUGUGUGAUGAAACAGUUCGUGAAACAGACUCUCACCAAAAUCAACCAGUUGAUCUCCAAAGGCACUGAAGCACUGCGUUCAGAGAUUUGCCAGAGUCAAAGUGAGAUGAAAUCUCUGAAAAUGAAGUUAUUGGAGAUGGCUGAUGGUAAGGAAGUACCUGAAAAUACAGUGGAAAGAACCCCACAGACAGAGGAAGAGGAGGAAUGGACGGAAGCACCUUUAUCACCAGAGUUUGCAGAGGAUUUUGAGGUUGACGUGCCAACUCCCAGUGGUGAGGCUGACAACACUACAAAUGUCAAGAAGGAGGCCACGAUCAGAGCUAAAACCAUAGCGAUGGAACAGUCAUUUAUAUCUCUAGCUAAAAUACCUUCCUCCUCACUCAUUGAGUCUAUCAAACAGGUGGCUAUUGCAGACAAACAGGCAGCAAGCAGGCCUACAGACAAACAGGCAGCAAGUAGGUCUAUAGACAAUCAGGCCACAAGUGCAGACCCCCAAACUCCCAGUGGGGACUCUGUGAUGUCCACCAGACCCAGGAGGAAGAAGAGAAUAGAAGCGCAACCCACAGCGGCAGAAUCAGACGGAAGUGAGGAAAACGCUGAUGACCAAUGGGAGGAGGAGAGUGCUAAAGCUGGACAAACCUCGAAUGACGAAUAUGUUCACAACAUAAAGCCAAGGCCCAACAUAAAGAAAAACAAGACUACCACCACCAAGAAAGAGCACCACUGUCUGGAUUGCGGUAAGGUUUUUAAGAAUUCAAGUAAUUUAAAACUGCAUCAACAGACUCACACAGGAGAGAGACCUUAUUGUUGUGAAUUAUGCGGGAAAUGUUUCCCGACUGCUUGGAAGCUCAGAAUACACCAAGCAGUGGUCCACAGAAGAGAGAAGCCGCUUGAGUGUCCAACAUGUGGGAAGUGCUUUGCAACAAAGAGUUAUUUGGACACUCACGCAAGUGUUCAUUCAACAGAGAAACCGUUCCGAUGCCUCGUGUGUCAGAAGUGUUUUAAAAGUAAAAAGGGCUUCAAGGAACACACAAUGAUGCACAGUUCAAAUUCAGAUUCAUAUGCGUGUGACAAAUGUCCAAAAGCCUUCGUUAAGUUGAAAUACCUCAAGAAUCACCAGCUAACUCACAGUGGAGGAGGAGCUCACCGUUGUGAAUUGUGUGGGAAAGGUUUCAAGACUCCUUCUCAGCUCAAACAGCACCAAGCAUCAGUCCAUAGGGGAGAGAAGCCAUUCCAAUGUCCCACAUGUGGGAAGUGCUUCGCAACAAAGACCAAUUUGAAAAUUCACACAAGUGUUCAUUCAGGAGAGAGAGCAUUCCAGUGCACUCAGUGUCAGAUGUGUUUCAAAACCAAGUAUACUCUUAACGCCCAUAAGAAGACACACACGGACUCCAAGCCGUAUGCUUGCGACAAAUGCCCAAUGACCUUUAUUCGGUCUUAUUACCUCAGAAGGCAUGAAAUCUCGCACCUGACCAGCAAGCCAUUCGCGUGCAGCCACUGUGGGAAAGGCUUCAAAGGUGAACGUGGGCUCAAGGGACACGAACGCACCCACACCGAAGACCCACCUUAUACCUGUGACGAAUGUGGCAAGGGUUUCUAUCAACACGAAUCGUUUCAAGUCCAUGCAGCCUUGCACACCGGAGAGAAGCCGUUCACCUGUGAUUACUGCAGUAAAAACUUUGCCCUGGCGUCCUACCUUAAAACCCACAUCGCAAAUCAUCACUCUGUCAACAAACCCCACGUCUGUGGGAAAUGUGGCAAGAAAUAUAAGGAUUUCACCCAUUUCAGAAUCCAUAUGUUUCAGGGUUGUCAAGAGGAGGCUGCGGUGUUGGUUUGACUUUUUAUUGUUAUUUUGGAAUUGUGACGUUGUAAUAUGUUAUGUUUUCACUACAAACAUGCAUGUUUCCUUGCACAGUACCAAUAACAUUUGUUUUGAAUAUAUAUUUUUUGAUGUAUACAGACUUGGCCAGUAAUACAUUUUAAAAAUGAACAUAUUAGGGGAUCUAUAACCCUCUUAAAUUGCGCCUCUGGUUGGAUGCAGGUUACAGGCACAACCUGUAUCUUUCAUUCUGACAAUGCUUUGUCAUUCAUUAUUAUUUUGGAAUUGGGAUUAAAGUUGUAAUGUUCUUGUUUCAC
Messenger RNA from Salvelinus namaycush (lake trout), 2427 nucleotides. Its product is annotated as oocyte zinc finger protein XlCOF6-like. Gene Ontology annotation, molecular function: RNA polymerase II transcription regulatory region sequence-specific DNA binding; DNA-binding transcription factor activity, RNA polymerase II-specific. The transcript is spliced from 3 exons. Gene Ontology annotation, cellular component: nucleus. NCBI's taxonomy places the organism in Eukaryota, Metazoa, Chordata, Actinopteri, Salmoniformes, Salmonidae. Bases 101 to 2128 code for a protein of 675 amino acids. Gene Ontology annotation, biological process: regulation of transcription by RNA polymerase II. The record is from RefSeq and is a predicted model, not a curated record.